Molecule: messenger RNA, 3285 nt
Organism: Aspergillus bombycis
Lineage: Eukaryota; Fungi; Ascomycota; Eurotiomycetes; Eurotiales; Aspergillaceae
Product: XPG I-region protein
Exons: 10
Coding region: 1-3285 (1094 amino acids)
Biological process (GO): protein folding
Cellular component (GO): endoplasmic reticulum
Molecular function (GO): protein disulfide isomerase activity; nuclease activity
Source: RefSeq, a predicted model, not a curated record
AUGCCGAUCCGCCCAUUGGAUGAAUGGGCCGCUGCCCGCACGCAGUCUCUCCCACUCUCCGCUCUCAAAGGUGCCGUCGUCGGUAUCGAUGCGUCGCAUUACAUCAAACAGCACCUCCUCCACCCUUCCACCCGUGAGCCUCUCCUGGUCGCUCUUGGCGGAUUCCCGUUCGCCCUGAGGAAUAAUAUCGAACGAGAGCUGCAGCUCUUCAAGGACGCCGGCGUAACAUGUGUUUUUGUUUUCGACGGUCUCGACUUUGGCACUAAGAACCAGAGACCCCACGUAUCGCCGGAGUCGGUGCGGGCAUUUGAGCAAGCUUGGGACCUCUAUGACCAACAACAGGCCGAUCAAGUGGUGGAUGCAUUUAGUGGUGCUGAUUAUAUUGUGGCUCCUUAUAGUGCUGCGGCUCAGCUUGCCUUCCUCUCAAAAGGCCCCAAUCCCCUGGUGGACGCAGUGUGCGGGCCAUCGGAAGUCUUGAUGUUCGACGUGGAUAAGUUAAUUACCCGGAUUGACGCCGACCUAGCGCAGUUUUUCUGGAUAACCAAACAGACAUGCCAGGAGGAAUUGGGUAGACUGUCCAAUGAGCAGUUCCUGGACUUCUGUCUCCUCCUGGGAUCUUUAUUCCUACCGACAUUCCCCAUAUUCGAGAACCCCGCCUUUCCUGGAAAGGGCGCUACCAUUCGGGAUGCUCUACCGAUGUUCAACUCUGCUGGACGGAGCGCCCUCUCGCUGUGCGCCCAGUUCGAGGAGGAUCGCCGUAUGCAGGAGCUUCAAUACACAGACCGUUACAAGCGUGCAUUCAUGACAGUGAAGCACCAUGUGUUUAUAGACGCGGAAGGACGGGUGGGCCCGAUGGACCCAGAGAACACCUCUUCCGACAUGCACGAGCUGAUCGGCCAGCGUCUUCCUGAAGAACUCUACUUUUAUCUCUCGAAAGGCGUCUUGGGCGCUGAUGUGCCCAACUACCUGACGUCUGGCGAGGUCGUGGUAUCUCGUCCUUUGGGCGUGGAAGAUACAGAGAUCUAUCGCCAGGUUGCCGGGACCACCCUUACUCCAAUUAGAACCCAAGCCAUAUGCUUGCUUUCUAACUCCCUCCAUAGAUUCUACCAGACCAAGGUGAUCCAAGUGCGCACUUGGUAUGACGAGAAGUCCGAUACAUCAGUCAAUCUCAAGUCUUUGCCUUCGGUUAAAGACACUAUUCAGUCUUGGAAGAUCCGUAUUGAUCAGCUACCGGAGGGGUUGAAGAAACUGCAGCGGUUGAAUGGCCCGUUCAAGUUUGCCGUCCAAAGCUUGAAGGAUCCGGAGUUUGUGUCCAAGUCUCUGUCUGCUAGGGAGUCCCAGUACCAGCCACUAUCGUCCCAAGAAGAGAUCCUUGCCAACGUUUUCUGGAGAUUCUUACAACUGCGUGGGUAUAUCGACGAGAAACACCAGCUCACUUCCUGGGGCCUUUGUCUGGAGCAAGCCCUAUCGGCACUUGACCCAGUUGAUAACCUUGAGGAGGCUACCUUCCUUGCCAUUGAGAUGGUACGCUUUGGUGUCCUCAAUGCGAAGCAAUGGUUUUCCCACGUAUCAGGAGGCCCGAUGAGAGGUUCUGAUGAGGACAAAAACUUCAACAUUCUCGUCUCUCGCGUGGCAUGUAUCGCUAAGCUACAGCAUAAGAGCAUUGGCUACUCUGGACCUCUGAGCCGGCAACUACUCUGCUACCGAUCGUUGGUUUCGGAAGUCCGCGUCACAUUAAGGAAUCUGAUUGAAGUCGUUUUGACUGGCCUUCUACUCAGCGGAGAUGCGAACAGGGAUCGGGACGACUGGACCAGUUUAAGUGUCAAGUUGCCCUUUAUCGACGACAAUGACUGCGGUCUGGGUAUCGCCGUCCGCACAUACCUUGAUGACUUGCCCCUGCAAGCCGACCCGACAUCGCCAGAGGCACGGGCUGAAGUGAAGUCGAAGGGUAAGGAAUGGUUCCAACACAGCGAUAGCUUUACAGGUAAUUUGGAUUUGGCUUUCAAGCUUUGGGAUGCGGUGAGUAUAUCUUAUGCCUUGGACUGCCGGCGUGAACUCGGUACUGAUUUCACCCUGCAGGUCUACAAAGGAACACAGCACGCAGGAAAAGAAUUCAAGGACGGUAAACUAUUUGGGGACGCGAACAGCUGCUUGUCUUUACGUCUUAUCUUCCUAAUCAUUACCAUGACUCGUCUGAGCUACCUGCUCGUGAGCUGCCUCAGCGUCGUGAGCGCUGCUUCCGCAGUCGUCGACCUGGUUCCCAAGAACUUCGACAAUGUCGUCCUCAAGUCCGGCAAGCCCGCCCUCGUUGAAUUUUUCGCCCCCUGGUGCGGUCAUUGCAAGAACCUCGCGCCUGUGUACGAGGAGCUCGGACAAGCUUUCGCCCACGCCGAAGACAAAGUUACCAUCGGCAAGGUGGAUGCUGACGAGCACCGCGAUCUCGGAAAGAAGUUCGGUAUUCAGGGAUUCCCGACUCUCAAAUGGUUCGAUGGCAAGAGUGACAAGCCCGUAGACUACAAUGGUGGUCGGGAUCUGGAGAGUUUGUCUAACUUCGUGGCGGAGAAGACGGGCGUCAAGCCUCGUGGUCCCAAGAAGGAGCCCAGCGAGGUUGAGAUGCUGACGGAUUCCUCCUUCAAGACUACUAUUGGAAGUGACAAGGAUGUUCUGGUUGCUUUCACCGCCCCUUGGUGUGGACACUGCAAGAACCUCGCCCCUACCUGGGAGUCCCUCGCUAAGGACUUCGCCCUCGAGCCCAACGUUGUGAUCGCCAAGGUCGAUGCUGAGGCUGAGAACGCCAAAGCCACUGCCCGGGAGCAGGGUGUCACCGGCUACCCGACCAUCAAGUUCUUCCCCAAGGGCUCUAAGGAGGCUGUUGCUUACUCUGGCGCCCGCUCGGAAGAGGCUUUCGUUGAGUUCGUGAACGAGAAGGCCGGCACUAACCGCGCCGUCGGAGGCGGUCUUGAUGACAAGGCUGGCACCAUCGCCUCUCUCGACGAGCUGGUCGCCAAGUACACCUCCUCCCAGAACGUUGAGGAGCUCCUCGGUGAGGUGAAGAAGGCUGCCAAGGAGCUGCAGGACAAGUACGCUCAGUACUAUGUCAAGGUUGCCGAGAAGCUCAGCCAGAACAAGGAGUAUGCCGGCAAGGAAUUUGCUCGUCUGAAGAAGAUCAUCGCCAAGGGUGGUUCGGCGCCGGAGAAGGUCGACGACCUCAUCUCUCGUAGCAAUGUUCUGCGCCAGUUCCUGAGCCAGGAGAAGAGUGAUAUGGAAAUGAAGGAUGAGUUGUAG